UGCCGCUGUGCAGAUCACCUUCAGGUGACAGUAAAAACACACUCACUGCUGUGGAAGUCACCUUCGGGUGACAGUAAAAACACACUCACUGCUGUAGAGGUCACCUUCAGGUGACAAUAAGAGCACACUCACGGCUGUGGAACGCGGCACGGCUGCCGCGGGGCAGCGGCGCUGGGGGAGGCCCGGCCGCGCGGGGCCGGCCCCGAGCUUGCCCCGAGCCUGCCCCAGGAGCCGGGGGCAGCGCUGCCAACCGCGGGGACCCCGCUUGUCCUGCGGAAGGAGCUGUAAUGUUUUGCUGUCAGGAUGAGGAGCAGGAUCCCUGUCAUCCUCCUGGCCUGUGGCUCCUUUAACCCCACCACCAACAUGCACAUGCGUUUGUUUGAGCUGGCCAGAGACCACCUGCACCAGACAGGAAGAUACCAGGUGAUUGAAGGCAUAAUGUCUCCUGUUGGUGAUAGCUAUGGGAAGCAAGGCUUGGUGUCAGCAAGGCACCGGGUGGCGAUGGCCAGACUGGCCCUGGAGACAUCUGACUGGAUCCGUGUGGAUCCCUGGGAGAGCCAGCAGGACACCUGGACAGAGACAGUGAAAGUAUUAAGGCACCAUUAUAAUGAAGCACUCAGAACGUUCCAGUCCAAGGAGUUCACAAGAAACAAACUUCCCACAGAAAGUUCUACAGUGGACUCCCUUUCUUGCCAGCAACCAGUUCUACCAGAAUUGAAGCUGCUCUGUGGGGCUGAUUUUCUACAGACAUUUAAGACACCCAAUCUCUGGAAGGAAGAAGACAUCAAAGAAAUAGUGGGGAAGUUUGGUUUGGUCUGCAUCAGCCGGGCUGGCUCUGAUCCAUCCCAGCUCAUCCAGGAAUCAGAGCUUUUAUCUAAAUUUCAGCACAAUAUUUUCCUAGUGAGAGAGUGGAUCCAGAAUGAAAUCAGUUCAACACAGAUCCGCUCUGCCCUGUGCCGAGGGCUGAGUGUGAAAUAUCUGAUCCCAGACUCUGUCAUUGCCUACAUUGCACAGCACAACGUUUACACCGCGGAGAGCGAGCGCACAAACCAGGGGCAGCUGCUGCAGCCCCUCAGGCUGCAAAACACAGCACUGAACCCUCUGAGGGACUGAUUCCUGCACUGUGUCAUGUAAAUCUCUUGAGAAAGUUGUUUCUUAUUAAUAAUGAAGGGAAACUCCAAAAUUUCUUGAAAUUGAACAGCUUCUUUGUGAAAAUAAAAACAAGGAGAUCUUCACAAUAAA
Zonotrichia leucophrys gambelii is the source of this 1242-nucleotide messenger RNA. It is a transcript of the gene NMNAT3, whose product is annotated as nicotinamide nucleotide adenylyltransferase 3. Gene Ontology annotation, cellular component: mitochondrion. The record is from RefSeq and is a predicted model, not a curated record. Gene Ontology annotation, molecular function: nicotinamide-nucleotide adenylyltransferase activity; nicotinate-nucleotide adenylyltransferase activity. The coding region runs from base 304 to 1113 and encodes 269 amino acids. The transcript has 5 exons. NCBI's taxonomy places the organism in Eukaryota, Metazoa, Chordata, Aves, Passeriformes, Passerellidae. Gene Ontology annotation, biological process: NAD+ biosynthetic process.